CUCCUCUGUGGUGGGCAGUGUGUAGAGAGGUGCCUUGUAGUCUUGGGGUGUGGCUGCCAUGGUGAGAACAACAGUUGCGGGACUGUGCGAUGAUUUCGUGAUGUGUGUGAACAGGUCAGGAGCAGAAAAGGUUACGGGAGUCUUAUCAGUGUUGGUUGAGAGGCUGUGUGCAGGAUGCGCCUACACCUACGUCAUUCAGUUGAAGGAUUCAGAUGCGCUGACACCUUCGUCAUGCAGUUGACGGAUUCAGAUGCACUUAGUUUCACGACAGCCUGUGGCCGAAGCUACAUCCGCAAGUCCUUUUCCAAUGGACAUCAUUUCGAGGACCCGAGUCUCGCAUUACAAGGAUUUCAAUCACGGCAACAUGUCGAAUCAUUCCUCAACUACC
Messenger RNA from Exserohilum turcica Et28A, 388 nucleotides. RefSeq lists its product as uncharacterized. The coding region runs from base 59 to 241 and encodes 60 amino acids. The record is from RefSeq and is a predicted model, not a curated record. The transcript has a single exon. NCBI's taxonomy places the organism in Eukaryota, Fungi, Ascomycota, Dothideomycetes, Pleosporales, Pleosporaceae.